AUGUCUACACUGGAUGGGAAGCUCUGGUCCGAGACUCCUCUCAUCUUCUCUUCACACAUCUCCGCACGCCUCGGAUGCAAUGCAUAUCUGAAAUUAGAGAAUUUACAGCCUUCACAAUCGUUCAAGUAUCGGGGCAUAUCGCUGUUCGUCCAACAUGCGCUACGCACACACGGACCUGACACGCACUUAAUCAUCGCAUCGGGUGGGAACGCAGGCCUUGCCGCCGCGUGCGCCGCCAAGGCACUCUGUCUGCGCUGCACUAUCUUCCUGCCCGAGGGUGUGAGUCGGUCCACGAUCGACUUCAUGAGGAGGGAGGGGGCAAAUAUUGUCACGGCUGGCAGGUGCUAUGCGCAGGCCCUAGCAAAGGCAGAGGAGGUGAUGGUAGCGGAUCCCAAGGCGGUGCUAGUGCCCGCUUAUGAUAAUUCUAUCCUCUGGGAAGGGCAUGCAUCUAUGAUCACUGAGAUCGUGCAGCAGCUCCCGCCGGGAAUGACACCGGCUGCCAUAUUUUGCAGCGUCGGGGGCGGAGGGCUUCUCGGCGGUGUCUUGCAGGGGUGCAGAUCUGUCGGAUGGGAUCAUGUACCCGUUGUUGCACUCGAGACUCUUGGCUCCAACAGCUUCUACCAGUCGCUGGCACUUAACCCUGGUGCAUUUACUGCGACAGAAUCUCACUUGCCACCUGAAGGUGUCCGAGCUGAGCACGAUUCCGUACACAAUGUGAAUGUUGCACACCUAUCCACGCUGAAGUCACGCGCAACCUCUCUCGGAGCAUCGUCGGCCUCUGCUGCAGUUGUGAAGAUGGCGCUGGAUCGGAAGGGUGGACUCAAGAGUGUAUGUCUGCCUGACGAGUUUCUAAUGAAGACGGCUCGGUCGUUCGCAGAGGAACACAAGAUGCUGGUGGAACUUGCAUGCGCCGCGACUCUCACUUCAGCCUACAACCCUGCAUUAUUUGAAAAGAUACUGCCAUCCUCACCGUCAAGCUCUCCGAGAACGGUAGUCUUUAUCGUCUGUGGGGGCUUCAAAGUAGAUCUCGAAGAACUGGAAGAGUAUCGGACGGGUGUUCAGGCAGACGCAAAUAAUGGAAGUAAAUGGCAAGUGCUGUGCAAUGGUGAGCAGUGGGCGUUGGAUAUGUGA
Sparassis crispa is the source of this 1131-nucleotide messenger RNA. RefSeq names its product Catabolic L-serine/threonine dehydratase. The record is from RefSeq and is a predicted model, not a curated record. Gene Ontology annotation, biological process: L-serine catabolic process; L-threonine catabolic process. Bases 1 to 1131 code for a protein of 376 amino acids. The transcript has 5 exons. NCBI's taxonomy places the organism in Eukaryota, Fungi, Basidiomycota, Agaricomycetes, Polyporales, Sparassidaceae. Gene Ontology annotation, molecular function: L-serine ammonia-lyase activity; threonine deaminase activity.